Molecule: messenger RNA, 533 nt
Organism: Saprolegnia parasitica CBS 223.65
Lineage: Eukaryota; Oomycota; Saprolegniomycetes; Saprolegniales; Saprolegniaceae
Exons: 2
Coding region: 40-465 (141 amino acids)
Biological process (GO): translational initiation
Cellular component (GO): cytoplasm
Molecular function (GO): RNA binding; translation initiation factor activity
Source: RefSeq, a predicted model, not a curated record
GGCCGAGUUGGUGGUGGUGGUCCUCCAUUCUCGGAGAUCAUGUCCUCGGCAAGCAAGAACAAGGGCAAGGGCGGCAAGAACCGUCGCCGCGGCAAGGGCGAUGGCGAAGAGAACAAGCGCGAGCUCGAGUUCAAGGAAGAUGGCCAGGAGUACGCCCAGGUGCUGCGCAUGCUCGGCAACGGCCGCCUCGAAGCCUACUGCUACGACGGCGUCACGCGCCUCGGCCACAUCCGCGGCAAGAUGCGCAAGAAGGUGUGGGUCGGCGCCGGCGACAUUGUGCUCGUGAGUCUGCGCGAGUACCAGGACGGCAAGGUCGAUGUCAUCCACAAGUACAACGCCGACGAAGCGCGCAGCUUGAAGGCGUACGGCGAACUCCCGGACAACGCGCGUAUUAACGAGACCAACGUCGACAUGGAAGGCGGCGGCGACGACGACGACUGCGGCUUUGAGUUUGACGACAUUUAAAUCGCGCUAUUUUAUCGUGGACGACAAUAGAGUUUUACCUCUUGGCGUGACUCGCCCACGUAGUACGC